Molecule: messenger RNA, 1230 nt
Organism: Sphenostylis stenocarpa
Lineage: Eukaryota; Viridiplantae; Streptophyta; Magnoliopsida; Fabales; Fabaceae
Source: the annotation of a GenBank genome assembly
AUGGGAGAUUGUAAGAGUUUUUCAUUUUCCAAAAUGAUGGGCUGCUGUGGUUGCUUCGGAUUUAUCAAAAAACAAAGACGGCGUCGGGCUAAACGUAGCAUCAACAAUCUUCUCUCCCAUGGCCUGUUAUAUGAUGGAGAAACUGAAGGUGAUGAGUCGUGCAGUGGAGAUGUUACUAGUUACGCCACCAGUGGAGAUGAUAAUGAGGUGCAAGCUGUACGCAACCGUUCCGAGGAUAUUUUGAACUUUAGAGCGGAGCAUGGCAUGGUUUGUAGACCAUUUCCUGUCAAGGAGACUUGCAAACUUGUUCGCUCAGAGGAUGAAAAUGGAAACAAGAUGAUAAAUGAAUAUGUCCGAGAGUAUAAAAUUGGUUCUGGAAGCUAUGGCAAAGUGGCCCUUUAUCGAAGUCUUGCUGACGGAAAGCAUUAUGCAAUUAAGGCCUUUCACAAGUCUCAUUUACAAAAGCUUCGAGUUGCACCUUCUGAGACUGCCAUGACUGAUGUUCUACGGGAGGUACUGAUUAUGAAAAUGGUGCAACAUCCUAAUAUAGUGAAUCUCAUUGAAGUGAUUGAUGACCCUGAGUCAGAUGACUUCUACAUGGUACUUGAAUAUGUGGAAAGCAAAUGGGUGUGUGAGGGUACAGGUCGUCCUUGUGCAUUAGGUGAAGAGACUGCUAAGAAAUACUUGCGUGAUAUAGUCUCAGGAUUAACAUAUCUCCAUGCUCAUAAUAUAGUGCAUGGGGAUAUAAAACCUGAUAAUUUAUUGGUUACUCGUGAUGGCACAGUAAAGAUAGGGGAUUUCAGUGUCAGCCAGGCUUUUGAGGAUGGCAACGAUGAACUUCGUCGAUCACCUGGCACUCCUGUUUUCACUGCACCAGAAUGUUGUUUAGGCCUUACAUAUCAUGGUAAAGCUUCUGACACGUGGGCAGUAGGAGUUACUUUGUACUGUAUGAUAUUGGGUGAAUACCCAUUUCUUGGAGACACACUUCAAGACACAUAUGACAAAAUAGUCAACGAUCCUCUACUUCUGCCAGAUGACAUUAACCCCCAAUUAAAGAACUUAAUAGAAGGAUUACUGUGCAAAGACCCAGAAUUAAGGAUGACAUUGGGCGAUGUUGCUGAGCAUGUCUGGGUUAUUGGAAAUGAUGGGCCAAUUCCUGGGUACUUAUGUUGGUGCAAACGCAAGAGCCUGGUGACUGAAGAUCUUGAUGGGAGCAAUACACUUGUUUGA